Molecule: messenger RNA, 3510 nt
Organism: Salvelinus namaycush (lake trout)
Lineage: Eukaryota; Metazoa; Chordata; Actinopteri; Salmoniformes; Salmonidae
Product: DDB1- and CUL4-associated factor 12-like
Exons: 10
Coding region: 364-1821 (485 amino acids)
Cellular component (GO): Cul4-RING E3 ubiquitin ligase complex
Molecular function (GO): protein binding
Source: RefSeq, a predicted model, not a curated record
UGAAUUGUACUGCGGUUGCGCGCGGCACAAUGUUGUUACGGUUGGUGACGCGAUUUGUAAAGAAAGAGAAGGGUGUAGAAAAUAUAUAAAGAGAGAUGGAGGAGAGCCUUACAUUUAGCCUCCACUUAAGCACAUUUUCUUAGGUUAAAAGCUAACCUACGCGUGUAGCUAUAGUUUUAGUUUUGGAAGCCGGAGGGGAAACCAACGUUAGCUAGUCAACAUCACCCUAUGUGAUCUUCCUUCCCCGCCGCAUGCUGUUACGGUCAGAGCCAGACAACAAAAUAGCUAAUCGCCAUUAUAUGACCCAGUACCUAGCGUCAUUAUUACCCUCCAUGUGGGUGAGGGACUUGUGUGUGUCAGAUUAUGGCGAGAAAAACAGUUAACAGGAAAAGGAAGGCAGGGGAGUCCAAGGACCAACAACAGGUGGGCUGCUGCCAGUCUGCGUGCAAGCGGACACGCGUGUCUUCCUCGUCCCGGCACGCCCAGCAGUGGUGGCGUAGUCUGCGCUCGGUGGUGUACGCACUCCAGGGCCGGGAGAUCCGGCCUCAGCAGCAGCAUGAGUGGCGUCUCCAGCGUAGCUUGCGGGGCUUUGCUGCCGGCCGCCUCCCGGGCAUCCUGAAGGAGCGAGAGUUCUCCCUGGGCCGCCUCAACAAGGUGUUCGCCUCGCAGUGGCUCAACCACCGCCAGGUGGUGUGUGGAACCAAGUGCAAUACGCUAUUUGUGGCAGAUGUUCUGACAGGGCAGAUUACACGCAUCCCCAUGCUGAAGGACCGGCAGGACCGAGGAGGUGGCUCCGGGGGUGUUGGGGGGACAAUAGGGGCCCCCUUCCUCGGAAGUGGCUCAGUGUCCGGGCUGGAUCAGCAAGGCUGUGGGAUCCACGCCAUCGAGCUUAACCCCUCAGGCACUCUGCUGGCCACGGGUGGAGACAACCCCAACAGCCUGGCUGUCUACCGGCUGCCCACCCUGGACCCCGUCUGCGUGGGAGAUGAUGGCCAUAAUGACUGGAUCUUCUCCAUUGCAUGGAUUAGCGACAGCAUGGCGGUGUCUGGGUCCCGGGACGGUUCCAUGGGACUGUGGGAGGUGUCCGAAGAGGUGCUGAGCCAGGCUAUGAGACAGCAGGAUGAGGAGGGGGUCCCCUGCUACUCUCAUAUCUCACACCGUGCCCUGGAGGACAUCCCCAAGGAAUACACUAACCCGUACAACUGCAAAGUGAGGGCCCUGGCCUUCAACAACAACCACAAGGAGCUUGGUGCAGUGUCCCUGGAUGGCUAUUUUCACCUUUGGAAGGCAGAGCAAAACUUGAGCAAGCUGCUGUCAACGAAGCUGCCUCACUGCAAGGAGAAUGUGUGUCUGGCGUAUGGUCAGGACUGGUCGGUGUACGCAGUGGGCUCUCAGGCCCAUGUGUCCUUCCUGGACCCCCGCCAGCCCACUCACAACAUCAAAUCAGUCAGUUCCCGGGAGAGAGGAAGCGAGGCAACACGAGGUAUCCGCUCUGUGAGUUUCUAUGAGCACAUAGUGACAGUGGGCACGGGACAAGGCUCCCUGCUGUUCUAUGAUAUCAGAGCCCAGAGGUUCUUGGAGGACCCUUCCAGCCCGGCCGGCGGGUUCCGGCAGCGCCCAGGAGAGGGCAUUCUUAAACUCACCACAGGGAAGGGCUGGCUGAAUCACGACGAGACGUGGAGGAGCUACUUCUCGGACAUUAACUCGUUCCCCAACGCUGUGUACACACACUGCUACGACGACUCUGGCACCAAGCUGUUUGUGGCCGGCGGACCGCUGUGCUCGGGCCUUCAUGGCAACUACGUAGGACUCUGGAGCUAGCCUUCUCUCGUGUCUCGCCAUCUCUCCUUACCCAACCCCAGCUGCUCCUCCUUUUGGUGUUACACUCACUCAGUCAUCCCUUCAGUGUUGUCCCUCCCUCCCUCACCAACAUGUAUCUCGUCACCAUCUCUUUGUUGCAUCCCUCCAUCCUCCCUUGUACUUUGUCCUGUCUUCUUUCAGUUCCCUAGUCUCUGCUCCCCCUUUCAGUUCCCCAUCAAUAUAUAUUGAUGAUUAACCAGUGAUGUUGUAGCGAGCUGGGAGGUCUGCCUCUAAGAAACUCAAAUGAAAGUGUAACGUUUUAUUACAAUUUUCAACAGUUACAUACACUCCCUGGAUUGGACAGUUUUUUUGUUUGUUUUUUUCCCCCUAAGGAAAGUUGUUUAUUUUGCUUUCAGAUGCCCUACUGGCAUCGACAGUUUCCUUGCGUGGACAUUCGGGAGACUUUUUCCCCUUCCCUUCUCUCUCUGAAAAAAAAGGGGUGUGAUAUAAAAGAGGACAAUAAGUUCUUAAGGCUGGAACAAACAGGAGAGUACUUACACUUUUCUAAGAAAUGUAGAGAGGACAUGCUCAUUGGCUGGUAUGGGACCACCCUGUGCCAUGGCAACUAAAGAGCCGUAGCGAUGGAAAAACGAUCCAAUCAGACCUGAGGUGAGAAGAAGCAGUGGAUGAGUACAACCAAUCAGAUAGCGCCGGCCACUUCUUUUUUUGACUGAUGUGAAGGAGGGAUGACUGUAGAUACUAAAUGCCACAUAGGUGUUCUGCUCUGAAUAAUCAUGGACACUGCUUAUUUUAUUUAGAUUCUGACUGAUUUGAAAAACGUACACUUGUUAUCGCUAUUAGCGUUAUUAUUUAUUUUCCCCCCUCUCACUAUCACCCUUAGCUAUGGUCUUAGGCAGGGGUAUUCAACACCAGUCCCGUGCGGAACGCAGUGUCUUCUGGUUCUUCCCCCAGUUAGUGGUCUGGUCAUGGCAGUGGUUGUCCAGGGAUUCCCUUGUUAGGCCACGUGGAGUUGUUGGCCUUUUGCUGAGACAUUCCCAAUAGUAACGGGUCUGGGCCCGGUUUCCCCAAUGCAUCUUAAGGCUUGGUUCGUUGUUAGAACCUACGUAGGAGCAUCGUUAAAUGUCCGACCUGUUUCCCAAAACCAUCGUCACUAAAGUUGCACAAGAAAAGGAUAGUUAUUUAACGACUGCCUCAGACCACUCGUAGAACAGCAAAGUGCGUCUUUUUAAAUGUUUUUUUUGCCCUUCCGCGUCACUUUUUUUUACACAGAUCUCCGCUCAACACAAAAUCAAGAUGUUUAUCUGUCUUUCUGUUACCACUGAUAACUUCAGAACGAAUGUGACUACAAAUACAAAGUUGCCAAUGUCUUUGCAAUUGUUAUCAACAAGCGAAGGAUAUAAGAUUCUUCAAACGAAAACCGAGAUGUCUGAAUUAAAUGAUAAAUACACUAGGCUACAUAUAGACCUAUAUAUUGAAAUACAUUUAUCAAUUGAGUUUAGCUAUUUAUACGCGACUUUACAUUUUUUGCCUCAAUAGAUUUAAUGUGUGUCUACAUUAGCUCAAUGAUUUAAAUACGUAUAUUAUUUUUGGUACCUUUACCCCUUUUUCUCCCCCAAUUUCAUGAUAUCCAAUUGGUCUUGUCCCAUCGCUGCAACUCCAUUACGGACUCGUGAGAGACGAAGGUCGAGA